Molecule: messenger RNA, 1528 nt
Organism: Scylla paramamosain (green mud crab)
Lineage: Eukaryota; Metazoa; Arthropoda; Malacostraca; Decapoda; Portunidae
Product: probable RNA-binding protein 19
Exons: 6
Coding region: 476-715 (79 amino acids)
Source: RefSeq, a predicted model, not a curated record
GCAAAUAUAUUUGCCAGCAGUGGCACACAGCAUGCUGAAGCUCGCACUGCGGCUCGAGUAUUUCACAUGAUACUGGCUGGUCGGUCUUGAGUUGUAGAAGUGAGGGUUGGUGUCUUCCAUCAGACCAUAUGCCUACUUCAGGGAACUAUGAUUUAUCUUUAUAUAGCUAUGAGAAAAUGCCAAGGUAAAAUAUUGAUUCAAAUAGAAGGAAAUAACUGGGAUGUAAGUUAAAGAUUCGGAAGUAUCGUUAAAAAGGUGAAGCGUGGUUCGGAUAGGGAUCAGCUGUUAACAGCUCUCAAGUCACCAACACCCGCAGUCGCAAUAUUAACAUAGUAGUGCUUGUUUUUCCUGAAGACUGAAAUUUCCUGGGAAUUAUUAUACGUAGACUUGGUGUAUGUUUUGUGCAUACUUUUUGCUUACAAUAUUAACUAUGUAACUUACGCAUCCGUCCAAUGGGAGGGCUUGUCUGCAGCUCAUGCAACCAACAUCAGCUUGGCACCCAGCUCCCAACCGGCGUCUUGAAAACCUGAGCUUCAAGGAGGAGGAGGCCCAGGAAAAGGUCACUGUGGGAUCAUGGCACAACUGGAACACCUUGUUCAUGGGCGGCAGUGCCAUGGUGGACGUCAUGGUCAGGGGCUACAACAGGUCCAAGCAGGAUAUUCUCAAGUCUGAAGGCAAACAGUGUUGCUGUCAACCUUGCCUUGGGAGAGACUGAAGUGGUAGAUGAAACAAAGCAGAACUUCAUCCUUGUCCAGACCACUGGAUCCUGUUCUUAUACAUCCUGUGCUGCCCUGCUGGAUAGGGUGGUUGCUGUGAGUCACGUGUUGCACACCUGCAAGCCUAUUUUUUUUGACACUGUAUCCACCACAGAAAAACUCUGGGAAAAGUCAUUACUAUAUGACAAAGUCAUUACUAUAUGACAACACUAGAGUGAUUGGCAACAACUGUCACUUUUUAUUAUGCUUGCUUGGAGGAAUCUGUACUUUCCUCUGCCCUUACCUCCUCUGCAGCUCUGUGCAGAGUCCACAUGUCCAUGUGUAAAUUGAAGCUUUUUGUGUGGUGGAAGCAUUGGCAAAGCAAUAUGCAGUACUGCAGGUUGGCAAUAUGCAACUGUCUCUGAUCAUGUCAAGUGGCACCAUCUGCAUAAGUCUGGGUGGUCGUCAUGUUCCUCCACUUGUAGAACCAUGGUGUUGCAUCUUCUGCAGUGUCAGAGGUCGUUUUUAAGUUCCUACAUCCUCUUGUCUAUCCCUGGUAUGUUUCACUUGUGCAUCCCAAUUAGCAGAUUAUUCUGUAUGUUCUUGAUCCACUUGGAGGGGAAGUAGCUGCAUCACACCACUAGCUUGUCUAUUCUCUCUGAGGAAGGCUGUUGAAAUGCAAGAGAUAUAAAGAUGUUUCAUUGUUUUCUCAUUGCUACAAUUUGUAUAACUUUAUAUCACACAGUGAACCUGCCUGGGCUUUGUAUAGACUAUGCAUGGAUGGUAAUGUAAUAAAAAUCUUUAAUUUUGACUAUAAAUGUAUGUAAGUGAAA